Molecule: messenger RNA, 11270 nt
Organism: Spea bombifrons (plains spadefoot toad)
Lineage: Eukaryota; Metazoa; Chordata; Amphibia; Anura; Pelobatidae
Gene: STARD9
Product: StAR related lipid transfer domain containing 9
Exons: 34
Coding region: 54-10907 (3617 amino acids)
Biological process (GO): microtubule-based movement
Molecular function (GO): microtubule binding; lipid binding; microtubule motor activity
Source: RefSeq, a predicted model, not a curated record
GACUGCCCGGUUACUCCAUUGUGGGCAGGAUAUGAGGCUCGCCUUCUGUGGCCAUGGCAAACGUCAGGGUAGCUCUGCGGGUCCGACCGCUCAGCAAGAGAGAGGAUGCAGAAGGAGCAAGAAUCAUUUUGAAUGUUGAUGAAAAUGUUGUGAGAAUUCGAAAUGUGAAGGAUGGCUGCGGAGAUACCAAGGAACGACUCAUGGAGUUUGGUUUCGACUAUUGCUAUUGGUCUGUUGAUGUUGCUGACCCAAAGUAUGCAUCUCAGGAAGUGGUUUACCAAGACCUCGGUACCUCAGUUCUGUCUGAAGCUAUUAAGGGAUAUAAUGUCUGCCUUUUUGCUUACGGACAGACCGGUUCAGGAAAAACAUACACCAUGAUGGGCACUCCGACAUCUGUUGGAUUAACUCCUCGUAUCUGCGAGGGACUUUUUUCUUGUGAUGAUGGCUCUCCCGGAAGCCCGUCGUCAUGCAGGAUUGAAGUGAGCUUUCUGGAAAUAUAUAAUGAGCGUGUCAGAGAUCUGUUGAACCAGUCAGUCCAGAAGAAACCAUACACGUUGCGUGUCAGAGAGCAUCCAGAAAAAGGUCCCUAUGUACAAGGGUUGUCUCAGCAUGUAGUCACAAACUAUGAACAGGUUGUAGCUCUGCUGGAGGAAGGAAUGGGAAACAGAAUUACAGCAGCCACUCAUAUCCAUGAGGCCAGCAGCCGAUCCCACGCUAUCUUUACCAUCCAGUACACGCAGGCCAUGCUAGAAGAUAACUUGCCGACAGAAAUAGCUAGCAAAAUUAACUUGGUGGAUCUGGCUGGCAGUGAGAGAGCUUCUCCUAAUUACUGUAAAGAUCGAUUAACAGAAGGCUCUAACAUCAACAGGUCCCUGGUCACACUUGGAAUUGUUAUCUCUGCAUUAGCCCAGAAUUCUCAAAUGACCAGUAGUUGCCAAAGCAUCAAUAGCAUUACCAGUGAUUGGGACAGUGGCAUCCUAGGUAGUCCAAUUGGAGGUGGUACCAGUGGAUCAAAGCGACAACCGUAUAUACCCUACAGAGACUCCAUCCUGACCUGGCUUUUAAAGGAUAGUCUAGGAGGCAACUCAAAAACAGUCAUGAUCACUACUGUGUCCCCAGCAAGUAGUAGCUACAACGAGACCAUGAGUACUUUGCGAUAUGCUUCCAAUGCGAAAAACAUCAUCAAUAAACCUCGGGUUAAUGAGGAUGCCAAUGUUAAACUGAUUCGUGAGCUCAGAGAGGAAAUUAACAGGCUAAAACUCGUGUUAAGGAGCUUUGAAAUGAGGACCAGCAGCCCUUCACUCAGUGAUGAAAAAGAAGGAAAUUUAGCAGAACUGGUACGCCAAAAUGAACUGAAGAUUGAGCAACUCACCAAAGAUUGGACAGAUAAGUGGACCGAUAAGAAAGCUAUUAUGGAGCAGUGCAAAGUGGAUAUAAACAGGGGCAAAGCCGGGGUCACCAUUGAUUUCAGUCUGCCUCAUUUAAUAGCCAUGGAAGAUGAUAUCCUAAGCACUGGAGUAGUGAUUUAUCAUCUCAGGGAGGGCACCACUAAAAUUGGCAGGAACGAUUCAGAGCACGAUCAUGAUAUUGUAUUGCUCGGAGAGUGGAUGGAAAAGGAACACUGUGUAAUCAGUAAUAACUCAGGAGUCGUAGAGCUAUGUCCUGUGCCGGGAGCACCCUGCACUGUCAAUGGACUAGAAGUUACAGAAGCCUGUCGCUUGUCACAAGGGGCUGUCAUUGUUUUGGGAAAGACACAUCGGUUUAGGUUUAAUCACCCAGCAGAAGCUGCCAUCCUGCGGCAACGACGAUCUGACAGCCACGCAUCUUUCAUAAGCAGUGGCUCUCUGGACUGGCUGGAUCUGUCUGGAGAUUUUUCUGAGGCAAAUCAACUCAAUUUCAAUGAAAGCAGAGGGACUGAGUCGCUGAAUGAGGAAAACCAGCAGAAACUGGAAAACCUUAAAGCGUUUUACCAACAGCAGGUGGAGGAGCAGCAGCGCUAUGUGCAGGAAUUAAAGAAACAGAUUGAAGCUUCCCAAAUCAAGGGUGAAAAAGAAUUAGAACAUGAACAAUCUGUAAUCAACCAAUUAAUGAAAGAGAACGAGCAGUGUCUCGCAAAAGAAGAGCACCGUUGGACUGCUGUUCAUCAGCAUAGAAGGGAGUCUGCUGCUCAGACAGAGCCCAAAACGUAUGCAGAGGUCCAGAAUAGUGUGCAGACAGAGGACAUCAAUCCUUCUCCCGCCGAACAAGACAGAAAGAGGCUGGUUCAGUUGGAACUGCUACAAAAAUGUUCUCUAAGAAAAGCAGAAAGGAACAUCAGAAGAAACAAGGUAAAAUUUCAUCUUGAGCGGAUUGCCAAAAAGCAAAACCUUUUACAAGCCAAGAAAAAUCUCCAACAGCUACAGGCUGUAUGUUGGAUCAGUGAAGACAUUGUCAAACAGACCUGUCCUCGUGUUUCAAAUGCACACAAAUCCACAGAGAAAUCUACAACACUUAGAAGGAGCAGAUCUUCACCCUCUGGAUUUGCAUACUGUAGGAGAUGGACGUUACCCUAUUUUAUGCCGCCGCGUCCUCCUGUUAGUGGUCUCCUAAAAAGAAAAGGCAGGUACGAAACAAUAACCAGUUCAGAAUUCAAGCCAAGAAGAUCAUUUUCUGAAGAAUGUCUGCUAAAGGCCUCUUGUAAUUGUUCAAAAAAUGGUAAUUUGGAAUACAAAGAGACUAGUGUAGCAAGGACAAAGGCACAGUUUGCAGAAAAGCGCACCUUUGGGUCGGUUACAAACCUUAAUAAAACAGGCAUAUGCUGUAGCACUACUGUUUUAAUUAGCGAUCCCCAAAUGACCAAAAAGCGGCCAAAAAUGGACAAAGCUGGCAACAGAUCAAAGGGGGUCCCCAACACCCGCCCUGUAGAAUCUCCAAAGAAAAGAAGUGCACGGGUGCCUGUGAGUACAGCAAUCAGGGACCCCAAACCAAAAUCAUUUAAAAGCCCUUCCCAGCAGGCUGUUGGGGGCUUUAAAAAGAGAGCUGUACUAGAGAGGAGUAAAAUACUCCAGAAAAACGAAGGAACCAAAUCUGUAGAAAAAUUCACCAAGCAUGCCAAAAACCCAUCUACUGUUGUUAGAGUGCCUACUGAACAUCCAUCGCUUGCUGUUAAAGCUGUGAAACAAGAAUUAGAUUCCUCGUUAGCAAUUGCACAGAAGAAAUCUGGUAAUGAGGUUGCAAAGAUAUCAUCAUCCGCUGAUAACAUUAAUCAAUUAAGUAGUUCCUUUCCUAUUGAUACAAGGUGUAAGAGCACAGAAAGAACAAAUAGCAGAGUGUUAAAGCCUGCCACAGGGUUAUUGGAAAAUUGGAGAGAAGGCGACGAAAGUGCCUCCUCGGACAGUGAAAGCUUUUAUUCUAUUGACUCCCUUUCAUCUGCAUAUGCCAGUGCCUUGAAUGAACAAUUAAAGAUAGAGGAGCAGGAGGUAAAUAAAACCCAAAGUGACCAAAAAAACUCUGACAGUGAGGACAGCCAGAUUUCCCAGGACUCCUUGAUGGAAAGAGAAAAUCGGAAGGAGAGACUUAAUAAACGAAAGUUUUUUAAAUGCAAGACUAUUUUAAAUCCAUGUAGUUCUUCCCAACCUUUGGCAGUGGCUCAAAAUACAGAGCCUAUAGUUUUGGCUGGUUCCAUCACCAGUGGACUUUCUAAAUGCUUUUCUCUGGAUAGUUUGGCAGAUGCAGAUGAAUUAUCUGAGACGGAUUCAGCUAAAGAAUUGCCUGCAGAGAUCUUCUGGAAGCUUCAAAGUCCCAGGUUUCCAAUGCCACAUUCACAAAAUCAGAGGGAUGUUGAUACCACACAAGAAAGCAAGAAGUCUACUAUGGAGAUAAAUGGAUCAUUUUACCUUAACGUGAAUCAGGGGGUGUCUUCCAACUACUGUGAUCCACCUUUAGUUAAAAGCUUUGACGUUUACAAUAGGACACCAGCCAAUGUUUAUGAUGUAAAAGAAGUACAGUCAGAUAGCAACAUGCCCCCUCUUUCUGACAUCUGCUCUGCAUGCAAGUCAGAAGACCAGAGUCCCACAUUUGAAAUGGUCGUUAAUGAUGUUGGUGGGGAUUCUAACCAUCUUGUGCCUUCUUUACAUUCUUGUCCAAAACCUUUUGUCCAGGUUAUAAAUGAGGAUUCCAACCAAUUACUUUUACAGCCAUUAUUUUCUCAAUGUUCAAAAAGUUUACCGCCAUUACAUGAGACAGUUUCACUUGCAAUUAAGGAUGACCACGGUAGCAUGGAAUUAGUUGAAAACCAUAAUCAUGACCUGGAAAAUCUAGAUGAGAACAUAGAACCUCAAACAACACAAAACUGUAUCAGUAUAAUUACUAAUAAUGCUGUUAAUUGUGAUUUUAAAGAGGUGCAGAACCAAAGUACAAAAAAACUGUCUUCUAUAAUCUUAGAUGGACAUCUUUCAAACAAUCAAGCAGAACCUGCAAGUAUUGAGCAAAAGUCGCUUAAAAACAGCAAUGGCGUUGCCAGUGAUUUUAUAAACAAAGCAGAUAAGAAAAGGCAUACCUCAAUAGGCAUAGAGCAGUUGGAGAUGAUUGUAGAAGGUCAGCCAACGUGUGGUGAGCACACAGAUUUUAGUAUAGUAAAGGAAAAUAAAAAAGAGCUAAUUGAAACACUGAUAUCAAAACCAUGUGAAGAAAUCCUCCCCAAAACAUCGACCUUUAACACCAAGAUUAUAAACUAUCACAAAGAUCUGAACCAAAAUGUUUGUCAUGUACUCUCCUGUAGUGAGUCUUCUGAUAUCACCCCGCUUGAUAAAAAAGAAAACGGUGAAAGGUUUCCUGUAGCUCAAACACAAGGAAAUUAUGAAAAAUCCUACUGCAGUGAUAAUACUUCUGGAAGAGCCAUUGAUCAAAAUAUCAAACAUGUUGCAAACAUCAACAAUCAAAAACAGUUUGAAAUGACUGCACAGUGUACUGUUACAAGCUCACAGAUGCAGGAUUGUCAAAGUGUUAAGAAACAUCUGUUUGGAAUUCAGAAACUGACCAACAAUGAAACGGGAACAACGGAAAAUAGGAAUGCAGAUGAUUGCUCAGUUGCUGAUAUGCUUGUAACAUCAACACUUCUGCACCAACCUGUAAUGUCUGAUAUUGAGCUACGAGAAAACAGUUACAAUUUACCAAAAUCACUUUGCCGUUCCAGAACAGAGAGUGAUGCAGAUUCUGGUGGAUCUCAAGACUUUAUAAAUCUUAAUUCAGAUAGCUUAGUUCGAAUACAGAAACAGAGCGAACACGGAACUAGGCCUAACAACGACAUCUGUUUGGUUGUUGAUACUGGAGCAGAUAUGUGCAAUAAUCUAUCUUCUACAAAAGAAGAUACAGCCACUGUAGAGCUUACUGAUCUGAAUAAUCCUGUUGCCUCACAUUCUCCUACAAACGCAUCCUUCCUGCAUGCAUUGGGCAGUGGUAGUUUUGACAACUGUGCUUUUUCUACAUUGGAUGUGUCUUUGGCAGAACAAACUGUUGAGGUGAUGGAAACACCUCUUAAGGGAGAUGAGCCAUAUAGUCUGAUACCCAAUACAUCACAUACAACAAUAGUGGAGGACACAUGCAGCAUCACAGUACCUGCAGAUAAUGAUAUCGGCUCUGUACUCCCCACCGCAUCACUUGAUGAAACUAAUACUGAAUUGGACUCUGUCUGUGCUAAUCUCGAAAGUUGUCAUGUUGAGCAUGAUGUGGAAGAAACUACUUUUCUCGUGUCUAAUGCACUUUUCUCACAUAAGAGCAAACUAGAUGUUGUUCUCCCACCACCUUAUAGCACAGAUCAAGAUACUGUGCAAACACAACAAAAGUAUUUAGGAGUUGAUGCUGAAGAAUCAGAUGAUGGAGCUGGCACUAUAAAUGACACCCAGGGAAUGAAUAAAGUUAUUUAUAGAAAAGCAAAUCUGUUGCAGGAUAAUUGCCGAGAAAUAGUAUUGUUUACCAGUCAUGAACAUGCAGUCGAGACUUCACUUAUCCAAACCAGUGGCCACCAUCAUGAAGGAAUUCCUACUACUCUGAAUCACUCAGAAUCCCAGCCAUUAAGUGAACAAAACCAUAUUUCAAGACCUAAGUGCAUUUGUGUUUCAGAUACAGAUGAGAACAAAAAUGAGAUCUCACAGUUUUCAAAUCAAAGGAGCGAUGAUGCCACACUUGGUUUUAGUACAUAUGAUAAUCACAAUCCAAACGAUUUAAAUGUAGACAUUUUAGAAUAUGGCUACAAAACAGGCAACAGUCCACAAACAACUACAGAUAGUGGGGUGCUAUGUGGGCAAGCCCACAUGCCUAAAAGCCGUAACAGUGGGAACCAUUUCCUCAUCUUGACUCCUAUGAGUCAAGAUGAGGAAAUGGUUCCCAGUGAGAACUCAACCAGCAGUCAUGGCAAUUUUAAAAUGUCUGAAAGGCUAAAAGAGCCUUCCCUAGAGGUGGUGGACAAACCAAAGCAGAUCAACGUAUCCAAUGAUAAUUCUGUAAUACAGACAGAUGCCUGUAGCGAACAUUGUUCUGAUCCUGCCUUCUUAAACAAUGUGGCAGCUGGUAAGAUCCACACACAGUCACCUAUAUGUUCAGACUUUAAUGAUAGUCAGUCUGUGGAAAUGGACAAUAUUCAGGAUCAUGAUAGAAGAUGUCAGAAAAUAAUAAAUGAGGGAGGUGCAGAAACAAAGCAUUACUCUGGACACAGUUGCAGCACAGCAUGCUGUAGCUCCAAUAAACAGCCGCAUGAAUGUUCAUUGAACCCUGCUUUAACAACACCCACCAUUGCUAUAAAGUGUGAUCAUGGUCAUCCAUCUGUUAUUCCUGCUCAUUCCUUCCAAACUCUACUUAUGGAGUGCACACGUUUAAAUGGUGCUGAAGCUGAUAUUAGCAGUCCUAGAUUAAAUGAAAAUAAAGGUGUAAGCACAGAACCAACUCAUCUAGGUGAACCACGUGCAGUAAAACCACACAACUACGUACCAAGUAUAAUUGCUUACCAAACCACUGUUAUUCCUCAGUGCAUCCCUACCCAACAGGAAAACGUAGAUGACAAAAUAUAUGUAGCAAGCAAAGAACAACCUAAAAAGAAAUGCAAUGUAAUUCAAGAAUUGCAACACGAGACAGACAUAUUACGUGAAACCUCUGCAGAUAAUAAAGAAAUGUUAAACUUUUCUUCAAGUGAUAUUAACCCCUUUGUUCACCCUUGGCAGUCGGAGAAGUGUGGCAAUGUGAGGUGGAGGCAAUAUGCGUUCAACAGUGCCAGCGAUUUGUCUUGCACAAGGUACCCAGCCAGACAGGGGGAUGAUAGAAUUCUACGAUGUUCCAGUGUUGAUGAAGGGCUAAAUGCAAAUAAUUCACCAUUCCAAUGUCACUUAAGUUCAUAUGCAAAUGCUAGACUGAUGUCCAGUACGUUAAGUAGUAUUGAUGACCCACAAACAGCGGAAGAGCCAACACGUAUGCUAGAAGAUCAUCAGUAUUAUUAUAAUUACCUUCUAUCUGCUGAUAGUAUUGAGCUAAGCAAAAAGAAUGAUGGCAGCAGCGAUGGGUUAAAUCCGAAAUCUGAAAACAGCUCUGGACUGGUGGAUGAAAUUAUGCUUCUAUAUACAUCAGAGUCGGAAACGUACAAUGAAAAUGAUGCAAGAAUACAUUGUGAAAAGGAAACACAGACAAAAGAAAGGCACAGGAGACAAAAUAGACACCAGCGAAGUUAUACAGACGUAUCACACAUCAAACUGUCAAAGACCAGGAAUGAAUAUCCACGGCGAGCAUCGUUGUCAAGCAUGCAGAACAUGUCCCUUCACUUAUCCCAACUCUUGCAUGAGACAUCUGAACUACUUGGGAAUCUGUCUCAACAUCAAGCUGAUUUCCACGCUGAUCCCAGAGGAUCAGCUGUAGAUAUUUGUCAAAGGACAUUGAGAGACUCUUCUACUCAGACAACUGUUGACAUAGGUAUCCAGACAGAUUUGGAAAGGACAAAAAAGGGCAGGGAGGGUAACAGGCUAUUAAACACCUCCGAAAUUAAUAUUUAUGUUAAGGUAAUAGGGUCCGACUCAUUGACUCAGCCGACAGAAAACAUUACGUCGUCUGUAAAAUUGGAUAAUCAUGUUGUUCCAAAAACCCAGAGCCUACCAAACCUUCAUGAUUUCGCUUCUUGUGAAAAACCCCAGGGACGCUUGUUUCAGUCAGCCCAUGUAAGAGCAUCAACCCCUUUCUUAAACAGCUUGAAAGAUAUGUCCUCUCAGACAUCGUUUUCACCAUCUGCAAGAAGCUGUGGUGCUCCAGCCAUGCUGCAUAUCAAGAAAGAGCCGAUCCCAGAAAUUAGUAGUAGCUCGGCAUCCAGCGCCAUACAAGCUCCAGUUUACCAGCCUAGAAAAAAGCCAAACCUAAACAAACAGAAUCAAAAGUUGAUAUGCCAAGGAGACACAAUAAUGGUUGACAGAGCCUCAUCGCCAAUCUUAACACUAAGCGCAAGUAAAAAGCCCCUAAAUAAAAUCGUGCCACAACAUGAUUUUACCAGUCAAAAUAUUCUGAAAUUCUUUCGACAUCAAAGGAAGAAGCAUCACAGCACUUCUGAGCCACAAAUAAAUAAUUCUUCUCAAACAGAAACAGACAGUGAAUGUGGCAGCUUUGAAGGUAGCGUGGGGGCAGUCAAUAAAUCUGAACACAGGCAGUCAACUUGCAGAAGAAUUUCAGAAGGUAAGAAACCAGUACAUAGGUUUGGAAGUGAAGCCUGCCUUAUAAAAGAAGCAUACCCCUUAGAUUGUAACCGGUCGAGGAGUAUAUCAGAGGUAUCCGGUAUCGGGAGACUAUCUAAUGACAUGAAGUGUUUCAGUCUCAGAAGACGUGAUAAAGCCGAUGGCACAUCUGCAACUGCUUUAAAUUCGCAUCAUCACAAUGUGCAUUCACCUUCGUGGGAGAAGGAAAUCCUCUCACGCAAUUUAGUGAAAGAGAAUACUAGCCAAAUGCCGGGAAUUCCAGACAAAAAGCUUUGUAAUGACACUGACAAUCAAAAUAGUUUCACCCCAUCUUUUAACGAUUCAUUUUUCAAAAAUGUCAGCCACCCGAUUUCAGUUUCAGAAGUCGGGGGAAUUGACCUACAUAAGGACGUGGAAUCGGUUGUGGAAAGUGAAUGCAAUACAGAAGUUCUUUUAAAUCAGGAUUCUUCUAGUAGAGUGAGCCAGAAAACAUAUAAUUACACUUUACAGGAGCUACCCAUGCACAAUAAAUUCAGGAACUGGCCUGGAGUCCAGUAUAGUCCCACUAGAACAGGGAGCUUGAUAAGAAGCUCUGCAGAGUACAGUGUAACAGCAAGUCCAACAAAGACUGAGACUUCUGAGGCAUGUGAAAACAGGACUAAGGAAAUAGAGAGGUUGCAGAAGGAGCGAGCAGAGAUUAUGUCUGGGAUUCAUCUGGAACUCAACCAGCAGCCUCUCACUGUCCAGCUCGCAGAAGCAAAGCUCAGCUAUGGUAUUGGAGAAACGGAUGCCCUCCUGAGAGUUAUUCAGAAUGGGAAGUUGGAUGGUCAAGAUACAAUUUCUAUAAAAGAGCAAUUAUACGACAGACACAUGAAAGUGAUUGAAAGUCUGCGUAAGGAAAGAGAGGAGAGACUGCAGAGUUUUAGAAGAAGUCGCAGCCUCAGUCCCCAGAAACAGCUGAGCACGUCUCAAGCGUCACUGGCUUCCCUGCGGGAGUCUGACCUGCCAAGCCGGCGCAGAGAAUACUUACAGCAACUGCGAAAGGAGGUCGUGGAUAAUACCAGGAUCCAAAAAUCAAAGAAGCCGGUUCAGUGUCCCUCAGAGAUUGAGAUGAUGCUGAGAGAUUAUCAAAAGGCCCGUGAAGAGGCCAAGACAGAAAUUGCCAGGGCAAGAGACAAACUUCGGGAAAGAGCAGAACAAGAAAAGAAGAGAAUACAACAAAGUGGCAAACCAAAGGAUGACCUCAAACUGAAGACACUUCUGAGCACUAGCACUUUAUUAAGCAAUUCCAGCAUCAGUUUGUCUUCAGGUCCAACAUCUGGAUAUAACAGUAGCAUCCCUGCUAACUACGACAAACACGGCCAACUAGGCGAUCGGGAGACUUCUCCAAGGAGCAUGGACCACCCCACUGUGUCAACAAGAGGUCGUUCAUCUUUAAGGAACAGUCAUCAUCUUCCAGAUUUCGAGAAUGCCUCCAAGUCAAAAACUGCUGAUGCUGACUUAAUAGCUACUGGCAAAACAUGUCCUGGAUAUAUUCCGUACACCUCUUCCCCACCAUCAUCCAUUGUGUCCUAUCAGGAGUUUGCCAGGCUGGUCCAAGUUAAUGCUACAUCGGAGGUUAUGGCUGCAUGCUCCUCCAACCUAAUGAAUCUGUUUAAUUACCAGGCAGCGUCUGGCUGGAGAUAUCAAUGUAUGGAUAGAGAUGUACUUGUGUAUUACAAAGCAUUCCUGUCUGCCACAAAACAUGGCUUUCUCGGUGUUGGCAUCAUUAAGCGCCCCCUCCAUGAUGUAUGGUGCAUGGUGAAGGACAUUGGCACCCGGCGGCUCUAUGAUCAGUCCAUCUUAUCUGCUCAGGUGCAUCAGAGAGCCAGCAGCGGAAUCCAGCUUGUGCACGUAGUGAACAAUAUGUCGCUCUGCUACCUGAAGCAACCAAGGGAUUUCUGCUGCAUUGCUGUGGAGUCCAAAGAGGACAAUACUUACAGCUUGUGCUUUCAGUCCUUGUAUGAUGAGAGCAUGCCUCGCCCAAGUAACGAUACAGUAAGAGGCGAGAUCUUACCCAGUGCGUGGGUCCUACAGGCUGACUGUAUCAAUGGAGAGACUGUUACAAGAGUCAUUUACAUGGUCCAGGUUGACCUCGGAGCUCCCACCAUCCCUUCCAGGCUUCUUAGUGUUGCUGCCAAGCGUCAGCCUCUGGUCAUAGCAAGUCUGGCAAAAUUUCUUUCCAAGUAACGCACUACUUCUGGGUUGGCUUUAUCAUAACACAAAGCAGACAUAUGGCAAGCAUGUCACCACGUGACCAGCAAUGGCAAAUGGGAAUUCAACCUUAACUGCCAAACACAAUUACCAACGCAAGAGACACUGUUCGACCCUAUGAAGAAGGUUACAAUGGCAGCUAUUUGUAAAAUCUGAAUACGAAAUCCAGACAAUCAUUUAAUUAAUCCUUGUGAAGCAAUGAUCACAAGUAAAUUACUUUGCACAAAGCAUAGCAGGAGGUAGGCAACACUAACACACGUUACAAUAUAUUACAAAAGGAAGGGGGAUGUUUUAUGUUCCACAGACUUGUGCAAUGGCGCGAGAACAAAAGGUAACAGC